GUGGCAGUCUUUGAGUGAUGUUGAAGCUAAGCAAUCGACUGAAACUGACCAGGGUUCGGGCUCUGCCCGGCGCACCACGCCACGCCUCUUCAGCGCACAGCAGCGAGGGCGAGCGCACGGCUCUCUACGACUUUCAUGUGCAAAAGGGUGGAAAAAUCGUCAACUUCGGUGGCUAUGCACUGCCCGUGCAAUACUCCGAUCAGAGCAUCAUCGCCUCGCAUCUGCACACGCGGAGUGUGGGCUCCAUUUUCGAUGUCUCGCACAUGCUGCAGACCUACGUGCGGGGCAAAGAUGCGGCUGCCUGCCUGGAGUCUGUGUGCACGGCGGACAUCACAGGUACUCCCGCGGGUAGUGGAACCCUCACGGUGUUCACCAAUGACCAAGGCGGCAUUCUGGACGAUCUCAUUGUGAACAAGGUCAGCGAGAAGGAGCUGUAUGUUGUGUCCAAUGCGGCCAUGAAGCAGCAGGAUCAGGAAAUAAUCAGUGCAGCUGUGUCUUCCUUCAAGUCGCAGGGCAAAGACGUUGCCGUGGAGUUCCUUGCACCCUCCGAUCAGUCUCUGAUUGCCGUGCAAGGGCCCCGAGUGGCGGCGGAACUAGCCGAGCUGCUGGCUCCAGCCACUGCCUUGGACCAACUCUACUUUAUGGGUUCCAUGGUCGGAACUGUGGCAGGUGUACCCAGUGUGAGGAUUACGAGAUGCGGCUACACGGGGGAGGAUGGAGUGGAGAUGUCGGUGGACUCUUCCCACGUGCGGACCCUCACCGAAGCUCUCUUGGCGAAUGGAACCCUGAAGCUGGCUGGCCUGGGAGCCAGAGACUCGUUACGCCUGGAGGCGGGACUUUGUCUCUACGGCAGCGACAUCGAUGCCCAGACCACACCUGUGGAGGCAGCUCUGGCCUGGCUGGUGGCCAAAAGGCGGCGAACGACACGCGACUUUCCCGGAGCUGAGGUGGUGCUCGGCCAGCUCAAAGGAGGCGUGCAGCGACGCCGCGUGGGUCUACAAAUGUUGGGCGCAAAGCCACCGCCCGCACGCUCCGGAGUGACAAUCUUCAGUGGGGGUCAGCAGGUGGGCCAGGUGACAAGUGGCUGCCCAAGUCCCAGCACGGGUCGCAACAUAGCCAUGGGCUAUGUGCAGGAUGCCCUGAAGGCGCCAGGCACCAAAGUGGAGCUCAAAGUGCGCGACAAGUUCUACGAGGCAGAGAUUACAAAAACUCCGUUUGUCAAAGCUAAUUACUUCAAUAAACCAAAGAUAUAAAAG
This is a messenger RNA of Drosophila subobscura, 1256 nucleotides long. RefSeq names its product aminomethyltransferase, mitochondrial. The transcript has 2 exons. NCBI's taxonomy places the organism in Eukaryota, Metazoa, Arthropoda, Insecta, Diptera, Drosophilidae. Gene Ontology annotation, biological process: glycine catabolic process. Gene Ontology annotation, molecular function: aminomethyltransferase activity; protein binding. Gene Ontology annotation, cellular component: mitochondrion. The record is from RefSeq and is a predicted model, not a curated record. The coding region runs from base 18 to 1253 and encodes 411 amino acids.